UUCGACAACAGUUGACUCGAAGAGCAUUCAGGUGUUUAAAGAGGAAGCCUUCAAAGCCUUCAUUUUGCACGAUUUCGAAACCGCAGUCGAAAAGUUUUCCGAAGCCUCCGAACUCAUGCAAGUUGGUCAAUUUUAUGGAACAGAGUCGGAAGAGUAUGCUGAAGCUCUGUAUAAUUAUGGACACGCUUUACUCGAAAAUUUCAGAACCCAGUCCACCGCCCUUGGACCUCAAGCAAUCCCACAGGAGCCCACCACCGAGAUACCAGUUGAAACCUCCCAGGUUAGCUCCUCCAAUUUUGUCUUCGAAGGAGAUUCUGACAGUGAAGAACAUCUCGAUAACGGGAACGAGAUCGUUGAUCAAGUUGAAACAACAACCACAAUGGAAUCAUCCGAAGAACAGACGGAUGACCUGAGUCUCGCGUGGGAAGUACUAGAAUAUUCUCGAGAUAUAUAUUCGCAGAUUUCAAGCGAAUCUGCGAAAAGGAACCUUGGCGAAGUAUAUAUAAAGUUGGGUGAUGUGUCCCUUGAGAAUGAAAAGUUUGACCAGGCUGCGAUUGAUUACAGAGAAGGACUCAUAAUCAAGAAAGAGACUCUUUCCGAGGAUAAUCGACAAAUAGCAGAAGCAUAUCCUUACUCUUUGGCGCUCGAAUCGAUCCCUGACGCGAAUAAUCAAGACGAGGCCAUUAAACACGUGCAGGAAGCAAUAGGAGUGUUGCAAAAACGCAAGGAAAUCUUACAAAAUAGAUUGUCCGAAUAUCAAGAAUCAUUUGGAAAGGGUAAGAAAGUAGCGACUACCGAGGAUCCAGCAGUGGCUAUUGACAAAGAAAUGAAAGAUAUCGAUGAAUUAUUGGUAGACAUGAAUUCGAAGGUGGAAGAUAUUAAGGCAUCGAUUAACCAGGAACAAAAAUCACUUAAUCCUAGUGAAUUAGCGCUUGAGGAGUACGUGAAGUCGAUGUCCUCUUCGGCCCUAUCUGAAUUAGCGUCAGAAGCAAUAAAAGCCUCAUCAACGAAUGACAUAAAACAAGUGAACGAUGUUACAUCGUUGAUUAAGAGAAAGGGGGCCUCUAAUUCCGAUGAGGUUACCGACAGUGCCACCGAUAUGAUUGUUGAUAGCAAUGUAUCUGAUCAAAUACAGCAAAAUGAGAAGAAACGCAAAGCAGAAGUUAAAUCUGAAGGUGAUGAAGGAAGUGAAGAUAAUAUGAACAAGAAAGUUAGACAAGUUCCCUAA
Molecule: messenger RNA, 1228 nt
Organism: Acaulospora colombiana
Lineage: Eukaryota; Fungi; Glomeromycota; Glomeromycetes; Diversisporales; Acaulosporaceae
Source: the annotation of a GenBank genome assembly